This is a messenger RNA of Nothobranchius furzeri (turquoise killifish), 3963 nucleotides long. RefSeq names its product glycogen phosphorylase, muscle form. Gene Ontology annotation, molecular function: glycogen phosphorylase activity; pyridoxal phosphate binding. Lineage: Eukaryota; Metazoa; Chordata; Actinopteri; Cyprinodontiformes; Nothobranchiidae. The record is from RefSeq and is a predicted model, not a curated record. Gene Ontology annotation, biological process: glycogen catabolic process. Gene Ontology annotation, cellular component: cytoplasm.
UCAGUCCCCAGCAGGGGCGUGUCCAGGGAGUUCCCUGGGGUAGCACAUGCCACCCUUGGAAUCUGAUUGGCCACCCCAGGUGCCACCACACUAAUUUACCUUUAAAUAGGCUUUUCAUUGUCCACAAAAGGCUUGGAGGUAAAACAAUAAAAGCAUAACCAUUGGUGCCACCCAUGCACAAAGUUGUGCCUCACCUGGGCCACCCCAUUUUAAAAGAUCUGGACACGCCACUGGUCCCCAGAACAAACUGUUGUCCAGCUGUCUUCUGUCUCUUGUCCUUCUCCAUACACACUUGAGCCUUUACCAACACUAAUGAAGGCUGCAGGUGUUCGAGCAUGUUGAUGAAUUUAAAGUGUGGUGAUGUUGGUGAAAACGCCACCAGAGCACAAAGAUGCUCUUACCGAAUCAAACAGCAGAAUAAUGACACGUAUGCAGUUUCUCUUGUUCACAGCCCGUUUUCUUUCCACGCACUACGCACACAUCACGCGUCCGCAAGUGUGUUUUAUUUUGAAAGGUUGCCGGAAACGUUGGUUUUCCUUUCCGCCGCGGCAGUAGGCGUGUUGUAGUGACAGAAGACUGAGGAAGGAGAGGAGCCGCAACCUUCACCCUGAUCAUGGCCAAGCCGCUCACGGACCAGGACAAGCGGAAGCAGAUCUCCGUCCGAGGACUGGCCGGGGUGGAAAACGUGUCCGACCUGAAGACCAACUUCAACAGACACCUUCACUUCACCCUCGUCAAGGACCGGAAUGUUGCAACCAAACGGGACUACUACUUCGCCCUGGCCAACACGGUUCGGGACCACCUGGUGGGCCGCUGGAUCCGGACUCAGCAGCAUUAUUACGAGAAGGAUCCGAAGCGUGUCUACUACCUCUCCCUGGAGUUCUACAUGGGCAGGACUCUGCAGAACACCAUGGUGAACCUGGGCCUGGAAAAUGCCUGUGAUGAAGCCACCUAUCAGUUGGGUCUGGACAUGGAGGAGCUGCAGGACAUUGAGGAAGAUGCGGGUUUGGGUAACGGUGGACUGGGUCGUCUUGCUGCCUGCUUUCUGGACUCCAUGGCCUCCCUGGGGAUGGCUGCCUACGGCUACGGCAUUCGCUACGAAUUCGGCAUCUUCAAUCAGAAGAUUCUCAAUGGCUGGCAGGUGGAAGAGGCGGAUGACUGGCUCCGAUACGGAAACCCCUGGGAGAAAGCCCGGCCCGAGUACAUGCGCCCGGUCCACUUCUACGGCCGAGUGGAACACACGGCUGAAGGAGUGGAAUGGGUCGACACACAGAUGGUUCUGGCCCUCCCCUACGACACCCCGGUUCCUGGUUACAGAAACAACAUUGUGAACACCAUGAGGCUGUGGUCUGCAAAGGCUCCCUGUGACUUCAACCUCAAGGACUUUAAUGUUGGCGGCUACAUCCAGGCGGUGUUGGAUCGGAACCUGGCUGAGAACAUCUCCAGAGUUCUCUACCCAAACGACAACUUUUUUGAGGGAAAGGAGCUGCGCCUGAAGCAGGAGUACUUCGUUGUAGCAGCAACUCUUCAGGACAUCAUCCGACGAUUCAAAGCCUCCAAGUUUGGCUCCACAGAAUUUGUCCGGUUGGACCUUUCUACGAUGCCAGACAAGGUUGCCAUCCAGCUGAACGACACUCAUCCUGCUCUCGCCAUCCCAGAACUGAUGAGGCUCCUUGUGGACACUGAAAAGCUCUCAUGGGAAAAGGCCUGGGACAUCGUGGUUCGUACCUGUGCCUACACCAACCACACCGUCCUGCCCGAGGCUCUGGAGCGCUGGCCGGUUGACCUGUUCCGAAACCUGCUGCCGCGACACCUGGAGAUCAUCUACGAGAUCAACAGGCGGCAUCUGGAGCGCAUCGGCAAACUUUAUCCCGGAGACUUUGACCGUCUCCGCAGGAUGUCCCUGAUCGAAGAAGGGGACAUCAAGAAAAUCAACAUGGCUCACCUGUGUAUUGUGGGGUCCCAUGCCGUUAAUGGAGUGGCCCGCAUCCACUCAGAAAUCAUCAAGAACACCGUGUUCAAAGAUUUCUACGAUAUCGACCCUCAGAAGUUUCAGAACAAGACCAACGGUAUCACACCCAGGAGGUGGCUGGUCAUGUGCAACCCCGGCCUUGCUGAGGUCAUUGCUGAGAGGAUUGGAGAGAACUACAUCCGUGACCUGGACCAGCUGAAGAAGCUUUUGGACUUUGUAGAUGAUGAUGCCUUCAUCAGAGAUGUGGCAAAGAUCAAGCAAGAGAAUAAGCUGAAGUUUGCUGCCCACCUGGAGGAACACUACAAGGUGAAGAUCAACCCCAACUCCAUGUUUGAUCUCCAGGUGAAGAGGAUCCACGAGUAUAAAAGGCAGCUGCUGAACUGCCUGCACAUCAUCACACUGUACAACCGCAUCAAGAAGGAACCCAACAAGCUGUGGACCCCUCGAACCAUCAUGAUUGGAGGAAAGGCUGCUCCGGGUUACCACACAGCCAAAAUGAUCAUCAAGCUGAUCACAUCCAUCGGUGAUAUUGUAAACAAUGACCCUGUGGUGGGAGAUCGCCUUAAGGUCAUCUUCCUGGAGAACUACAGAGUCACUCUGGCUGAGAAAGUUAUUCCUGCAUCAGACCUGUCUGAGCAGAUCUCCACCGCUGGCACCGAGGCUUCUGGCACUGGAAACAUGAAAUUCAUGCUGAACGGGGCCCUCACCAUCGGCACCAUGGAUGGAGCCAAUGUGGAGAUGGCAGAAGAGGCUGGAGAGGAAAACAUGUUCAUAUUUGGCAUGAGGGUGGAAGAUGUGGAUGCUCUGGAUAAGAAAGGCUAUGAUGCAGUGUCGUACUACAACCGACUCCCAGAGCUGAAGCAGGCCAUAGAUCAGAUAUCCGGAGGUUUCUUCAGCCCAGCUCAGCCGGGCCUUUUCAAAGACCUGGUCAACAUGCUGAUGCACCAUGACAGGUUCAAAGUGUUUGCAGACUAUGAAGACUACAUCAAAUGUCAAGAGAAAGUCAGCGCUCUCUACAAGAACCCCAAAGAGUGGACCAAGAAGGUGAUCCGUAACAUCGCUGGCUGUGGUAAGUUCUCCAGUGAUCGCACCAUUUCCCAGUAUGCCAGGGAGAUCUGGGGGAUUGAACCCAGUUUGGAGAAGAUUGCCGCCCCAGACGAUCCUCGCUAAAGAACGACCACUGCUUCCUUCACAACACGCUCCAGCCUGCAGACCAGCCCUGUAGCUCCUCACUUUGCACUGUGGCUUUAGCCUUCUCUUCUUCUUCAUUUUGCACUUACUGGGAUUGGAAAUACGUACUUCAGUUUUCGCACUCUUGCCUAUUUUGAAUCCAUGCAGAGUUUUUGUCUUUUGAGACAAUGUUUUACUGAAUGAAAGCAUUUAUUGAGUCCUAGAUGUUUUAAGCAUAGUGGAUUAAAAAUAUUACAUUUAACUGAUAAAGAUGGACUUCUUGAUUAGUCUCUAACCAAACUUGAACCAUAACAAGAAUCCAUCAGAACGCAGAUUAACCUGAGCGCUGUGGUUCCAUGAGAAGGGACCGAGGAUGUGGCCGCGUCGCUCUGAAGGAAGACACUUUUCCAUGUUUCUAGAGCAUCGAUAUUUAUAUUAAUAUUUAUUUUGACUGAGAUGUGUUUUAUGGUGUUAGCUGAAUGUAUUUUGUUCUAAUAUUAGCUUUAAUAUAAUGAUAGAGGAGCACGCCAUCACAGAUGGAGUUGUUGUUGUAAUCUCAGCAUGUUUGUGAGCUUCGUGUUUUUGUCUUUUCCUGAAAGUGAUGCGUGUUAGAAAACGAGAGGGCCUGAAACACGGCUGGUGAAGGGGAACACGUGUGUAUUCUGUGUGAAACAUAGAUUAACGUGUACUGUAACUUCAUUGAUGUACUGUAACUGUAUCAUCCUGCUCUCCUGCUGCCUGCACAUGCCUGUCUGACUUAUGUGGAGCUCAUUUAACUGUCAGUCUUUUAUUUAGUUCAGUAAAUAAACCUGAUGAGUGUG